GAAAUUGCUAUACUGCAACAAAAUUCAAAUUUUAUACUUAAAACUUCGAGAGACUUAUUGAUGAUUUGAUUGAAUUGCAACUAUGAAACUUGUAACUCAAGACAGUAAUUAUUUUUUAAGUCGAGAUGAAGAAAUGACCGAUAAACACUAUUUCUACCUAUUUCCCUACAGACAAAAAAAGCUACAAAUAUCUAGAAAAUUUUAGUUCCCAGAAGUUCAAAAGUCAAAGCUGUGGGAACACACUAACGUUGGGGCAAAACAAUGGCCACAAGAGUCCACUUUAUCCCCAAGAGAAAAGAACAAACUAAGUUGUAGAUUCAAGAAUACACACAUACAUAAAGAAACACACACAUACCAAAAAAAAAUAAUUGCAAGUUACAACAAACUCAUCCAUGGUGAUAACUUGUUCUUCCUCCUUCUCUACUACUUCUACUACUUCUACAGCUAUUUUUGAUAUUGGAAACUAUUCAACUAAGCUAUUGAAUAUUGAGUCACAAUCACGCACCUAUAAUUCUUCUCUUCCUCUUCCUCCAAAGCCACUCUUGAUUGCAACCCCAUCAGAAGCAGGAAACUUUCCAGUAGUUUUAUUCCUUCAUGGCUAUCUUCUUUACAAUUCCUUUUACUCUCAGCUUAUGCAACAUAUCUCUUCUCAUGGCUUCAUUGUUGUGGCUCCUCAGUUGUAUUCGCUGGAAGGAGCAGAUACAACCAAGGAAAUAAAAUCCAUUGCUGAAAUCACGAACUGGUUAGCUGAAGGAUUACACAAUUUUCUUCCAUCUCAAGUUGAGCCAAACUUGAAAAAGCUCGCGCUAGCUGGCCAUAGCCGUGGGGGAAAAGCUGCAUUUGCUCUAGUUCUUGGCAAAGUUGCUAAUGUUUCAACCAAACUGAAAUUCUCAGCACUAAUAGGCAUUGAUCCUGUUGAUGGAAUGGACAAAGGAAACCAGACUCCUCCACCCGUCCUCACCUACAUUCCUCGGUCCUUCAAUCUAGAUAUGGCGGUUUUGGUAAUAGGCUCGGGUCUAGGAGAAGUAAAGAAGAAUCCUCUGUUUCCUGCUUGUGCCCCGAAGGGAGUUAAUCAUCGUGAUUUCUAUAACGAAUGUUGCAGGCCGGCGUGUUACUUUGUAGCAAAGGAUUAUGGACAUGUUGAUAUGCUAGAUGAUGAAACUAAAGGGGUUAGAGGUAAGGCGACUUAUUGUUUGUGCAAGAAUGGUAAGUGUAGAGAGCCUAUGAGGAGGUUUGUUGGAGGAAUAGUGGUUGCUUUCUUGGAAGCUUAUUUGGAAGGGAACUCAAGUGACUUAAUGGCUAUUAAGGAUGGAUGUGUUGCACUACCUGUAGAGCUCCAAGAUGUUGAUUUUCUUGUGUAGUUACUUAUGAUUUUGAUUAUGAACAAACAAGUCCAAGAGGUCAACUACCUGUUUUAGGGGUUUGAAACACAUUUUACUAAUGACAAUCUUGAAAAAUACA
Capsicum annuum is the source of this 1461-nucleotide messenger RNA. Its product is annotated as chlorophyllase-2. Lineage: Eukaryota; Viridiplantae; Streptophyta; Magnoliopsida; Solanales; Solanaceae. The record is from RefSeq and is a predicted model, not a curated record. Gene Ontology annotation, molecular function: chlorophyllase activity. Gene Ontology annotation, biological process: chlorophyll catabolic process. The transcript has 2 exons. Bases 393 to 1361 code for a protein of 322 amino acids.